Hyla sarda is the source of this 1739-nucleotide messenger RNA. It is a transcript of the gene AZIN2, whose product is annotated as antizyme inhibitor 2. Gene Ontology annotation, molecular function: ornithine decarboxylase activity. The transcript has 11 exons. Bases 235 to 1605 code for a protein of 456 amino acids. Lineage: Eukaryota; Metazoa; Chordata; Amphibia; Anura; Hylidae. The record is from RefSeq and is a predicted model, not a curated record. Gene Ontology annotation, cellular component: cytoplasm.
AGUGCAGACGCUUAGAGGCGCAGUGCGGUGAGGACUUGGUUCUGUGCCCUUCUUAUUGUCACCACCCAUGGGAAACGGCCGUGUAAAUGCGUAUUAAGAGAUCACAAGACGCCACCAGCGGCGACAGAACAAAUCCGGGGCUGAGAGCAGCGCCUCCCUGGGCCUUCUGAUAGGAGCUUGUUGCAUACUUCUAAACAACAUUAAUUGGUUGGUGGGACCCCAGUAAAAAACAAAAUGCCAAGGUACAUCCAGGAAUCAGACUUUAUCAUGGUGGAGGAAGGCUAUGUGGCCAGAGACUUGAUGGAGGAAAUCAUCAAUGGUGUCUCACAGACUGAUGACCGAGAUGCUUUCUUCGUUGUGGAUUUAGGAGAUAUUGUAAGAAAGCAUCUGCGUUUUCUCAAAGCUCUGCCACGUGUAAAGCCUUUCUAUGCUGUGAAGUGUAAUAGCAGCAAAGGUGUAGUCCAGAUCCUAGCAGAAUUGGGGGCAGGAUUUGACUGUGCCAGCAAGGCAGAAAUUGAAUUAGUCCAAAGCAUAGGAGUGAAGCCUGAAAACAUAAUUUAUGCAAACCCAUGUAAGCAGAUAUCCCAGAUUAAGUAUGCUGCCAAGAAUGGAGUCCAGAUGAUGACUUUUGACAAUGAAGUGGAGCUGUCCAAAGUGUCAAGAAACCACCCAAAUGCUAAGAUGGUACUUCGUAUUGCCACAGAUGACUCCAAGUCUUCUGCUCGACUUAGUGUGAAAUUUGGGGCUCCAUUAAAGUCAUGUAGGCACCUUCUUGAAAUGGCCAAGAAUCUAAACGUUGAUGUUAUUGGUGUUAGUUUCCAUGUGGGGAGUGGCUGCGGUGAUCCGAAAGCAUAUGCGCAAUCCAUUUCAGAUGCCAGACUGGUUUUUGAAAUGGCAUCAGAGUUUGGUUACAAGAUGUGGCUGUUGGAUAUUGGUGGGGGCUUUCCUGGCACAGAAGAUUCCAAAAUUCACUUUGAAGAGAUUUCAGCUGUAAUAAACCCAGCUCUAGACCUGUAUUUCCCAGAAGGCUCGGCUGUGGAGAUCAUUGCUGAACCUGGAAGAUACUAUGUAGCAUCUGCUUUCUCUCUGGCUGUAAACAUCAUUGCUAAGAAGGAAGUGGACUUGGACGGCUCUGGAUCAGAUGAUGAAGAAACCUGUCCUAACAAGAACACCAUGUAUUAUGUUAAUGAUAGCGUAUAUGGGUCAUUCAACUGUAUCCUCUUUGACCAUGCUCAUCCUAAACUUACUCUUCACAAGAAACCUUCUCCAGAUCAGCCAUUAUACAACAGUAGCUUGUGGGGACAAACAUGUGAUGGCAUAGAUAAGAUCGCUGAGCAUCUUCAGCUACCAGAGCUUCAAGUUGGUGACUGGCUUCUGUUUGAUAACAUGGGAGCUUACACAGUGGCAACAUCCUCUACAUUCAAUGGCUUUCAGCAAUCCUGUAUCUACUAUGCAAUGCCACGGGCAGCCUGGGAUAUGGUUCAGCUGCUGGAGAAAGGAAUACAUCCGAUUGAAGAGAGAGAAAACAUUUGUGCACCGAUGUCCUGUGGCUGGGAGAUCUCUGAUUCUCUUUGCUUAACUCCUGCACCAACCAGAAUCAUCUGAGCUACUGUUUUCUGAAUGUCCCGUAGAAAUAAACACAAUAAAUGAUUUCUUUUUCUCUCUUUUGCCCAGCAUGUGGGACCAAUCUUGGCCUUGUUGUGUUUAAGUAUGCAACAUAAAAUCUCUUAUCAAAAUUU